Messenger RNA from Phytophthora nicotianae INRA-310, 654 nucleotides. RefSeq lists its product as hypothetical. Lineage: Eukaryota; Oomycota; Peronosporomycetes; Peronosporales; Peronosporaceae. Bases 1 to 654 code for a protein of 217 amino acids. The transcript has a single exon. The record is from RefSeq and is a predicted model, not a curated record.
AUGGCUCAACAAUCUCCAAUGCCCGACCUUCGACCACCAGUUUCAACUGGUAUUAUUUCUAAUUCAACUUCAUCUGUACCUGUACCGAUUCAUGUUACACAAGCAAUCCGAGACUAUGUACCAGCUGAUGGAUUUACGGUACUGCCAAAACGCCGUGGAGAACGAUCGAUAAUUCUUGACUGGGGGGUACGCGUUACUUCCACGCUUGAAGGCAAGAAAUACGUGUGCUGGAUAUGUCAAGGUAGUCUCGAAUGCCGUCGCGAAAACAAAAUAAUUCAGCUGUUUGGUAAUACGUCUAAAGCUACCAAGCACCUUGGCGAAAAACACUUGCUGACAGCAGGCAAGAUCACAGCAGAAACCACGAGGAAACGUGACCGAGCUGAGGAGCUAGAGCGCAUACGAUGUGCUAUUGCUGAUGGGGCAGAUAGCAGAAGAAUGACGUUGUUGCUUGAAACGAUGCGCGUAGUGAACAAUAAUCUCCCGUUUCGGAUCGGGGAAUACGACGAAUCGGAGUUGCUUGCAGACUUGGUAGUCCCAGACGAAUUUCGAGCGACUAUCAACAAUCACACCGUAACGCGAGCUAUUGCAGAGCUUUAUAUAAGUGCUCGACAGGCUAUUCGGUCUCAUCUUGAACGCAGCAGAGUCAACAACUAG